Messenger RNA from Ectocarpus sp. CCAP 1310/34, 2094 nucleotides. The record is from the annotation of a GenBank genome assembly. NCBI's taxonomy places the organism in Eukaryota, Phaeophyceae, Ectocarpales, Ectocarpaceae.
AUGGUCAACGAGGGCCGCCUCGCGCCAGUGGUGGAUGUCGUUCAAGCUCUCCGAGACGAGGCUGCGGGAGCGGGGAAUACCGCCAAGGGAACGGGCGGGAAAGGAGGCGGGGCUACCGACGACAUGGCCAAGACUAGCAGCAACAAAGCUGCCGCUAAAAAAGAGGCGAGCGGUGUGUACACGAGCAUUGAUGAUGAUGGAUCAGACGACGAGGACAAAGACGACGAGGACACGGAAGACCCAAUCGCGGCCCUCGAGGUGCUAGAGGCGGCGGACGAAACCGACCCGACUUACCUGCUCUACCCUCCGCUAGCGCUUCGCACGCCGAGGCAGAGGCGCACACAGAUAGUGCUGCUCGGAGAGUUGGUGUUGGACAUCCAGAGAGCAUUCAACCGACACCUGGACAAACUGCAUUCCGCCAAAGAAGAUUGCAUGGACAAGGCGAGAAUGUACCUGCCCAAGUGGCUGGAUUUGGAGCAACCCGAAGAAGUGUUCAAUGUGGAGAGCGACAUGACGGUGAAGCCAUACGAAAGUGAAGCCGACAGAGACGCACGCAGAAAGGCGGAAGAAGAAAAGCGACGGCGGGAGGAAGAGGCCAAGGGAUCCAACGACAAGUUCAGAGCGCUCGACGAUAUGAUGCACGGAACCUUGGAAGUGAAGCAAGACGCCCUCACGGUCGACACAGUGAAGAAGCCAGACUGGAUGGACGAUGUUGCAGCCGAAGACAUGACGGAACAUCAGAAAAAGGAAGCAGAGGAGUACGAGGCACAACUGAAAGAGGUGCAAGAAGAACAAGCAACGUAUCGUAAGGCCCUAGAGCUAGAACUGAAGAAGCUUCGGACAGAGGUGGCCGAUAUUGUGAAAGCCUUCGACGACAGGUUAAAGGAGAUGUGCGAACUCCGAGUGCAGGUCCAGAUGUAUAUCGCUUCCCAGGAGCUUUUGCUCACGCGCCUAGCCAUGGGAAUCGUGGAGCGAGAGGACGAUGACGUUACCAUGGAAAAGCUAGACAAAGCGCUCGGGGACCUCUUCGAACAGAAGGUGAAGCAACCGGCGAGAAAGGCUCUGGCACAGGAGCGCUUGGAGGGAUACAGGCUGCACGUAGAGCAAGCACGCGAAGAGAUAGAAACCUUGCAGGCGGAGGAUCGACUGAUGGAGAGAAACUUCAAGAAGGAAAUCCAAGAAGCCGCGUCAAACCCCAUCGACAUGGCGGAAAUGAUGGCGCAGCUGGUGCAGGUCGCAAUCGAGGCGACGAACCGCGAGAAGGCGGCCAAGAUCGCAGAGAAGGAUCCCUUUGGGCCGGUGGACGAGCAGCUCGACAAGAGCAACGCGUCCGAAGCGGUCAACACAGCCGCCAUGGCCCAGGACUUGGAGUACCCCGGUUUCGAGGUGGAGGACCAAGUGUGGAACCGGCUUCUAGAACUGAGGGGCAGCAAGAUUAGGAAGGAAUUGGAGCUAAGGAAGCAACAUCGGCUCUUUGCCAUCAUGAAACGCAAACUCGAGGCCCUCCAGGCAGACUGCGACUCCGUCGACAGCCAGGUUACGGUUAUCGAGAAACGGAAACGGGCGAUCAGCGAACGCGCCUACCUCGCGGAGAAAAACAUCGAAGUGCUGGUCAAACUCAAACAGGUGGGUCUAGUGGUUCAGUGUUUCCCUCUGCGCGAUGUGGUGAUCGUCCAGGUUCGUACCCUGAACAAGAUCAAGCAGUUCCGGAAGAACAUCAACUUGAUGCAAUGGGACCAUACCUACCUCGACGAGCAGGUCAAAGACCGCGAGGCGUACUACAUCGACCUACAACUCUUGCGGGUGACAAAGAAGCUUCAGGCAGUGCUCAAGGGCGACCGGGGAGAGAAGGACAAAGAGCUUGUGCAGAAAACAGAGGCCAGGGUAGAGAUGAUGGAGAGGUCGCACGAGUCCAAGGCAAACGCCAAAAUCGCGCAACAGCUCCAAGAACGAGAAGACGAAAACCGGAGGGUGAACGGGCAGCUGGGGCAGCUGGCCACCAGCGUUAAGGUGCGCGAGGCCAUCUUCCGGAGCCACAUGGAGUCGUCCGGCGGGGACAUCAACCCAGCGCAGCAGGUAUUUAGCCCCCUCUGA